GCCCAAUGCUUCGUCUCUUUACAGACCUUCACAUUGAAGCUUCCUCCCUCUGACCCCCCUCAGUCGUCUAUUUUUCUUCAUUUUAUUUCUUUUCUUUCUCUGUGUCUGUAUCCUUUCCUUGCGUAGAGAAUUGAGUAUCCCUUUCCCUCCCUCACGACACUUGCGAUUCCACAGCAUGUCGUUUCUCAUCCGGUUGAAACAAGACCUUGAUGUGGCGGGCAAGUUUCCUCUGAGUUCUCAUUACAUGUAUCGUAUUUUCGGUCUUGGGGGAGAGCGCAUACUAUCAGCAUUGGUGGGACUUUACAAGGAUUGCGGACACGACUUGUCUGACACCCUUCAAACUAUCUGCAAUACCUUCCAUGACAACCCCACUUACAUCAACUAUGUCAUGGAGCACCUAAAAGCUGGUGACUCCUUUGAAUUUACGGAUGACUUUGCUUCCACCCACUGUUUGCGCAUCACCUCUAAUGGUAACACAACAUACCGCGCUGCAUUUGGGUUGAUAAACCUCAGUGGCGCGAAGAGCUACAAGCUGGAUUACAAGAUUCUAUCCCUUCUACGAGUUGCCCUUAUUCAGAGGGAUCGUCAAGAUGCUGUGGUGACCCUCCGAGGAGGGGAUGCCCACCGAGCGCUAGUGCUCAUGUUAAAGCUACUGGACGAGGAUAAUUAUUGGAUGAAGGAGAUGCCUACCUCCGGCGAGGACUCCCGAAGAGUCUUGCGACGACUCAUGACCAAGCUGGCGCAGCAGUCGGGUGUCCUUCCCGCUUCCUUGUUUUUGCACAACGUUGGAUGUCGAAGUCGCAACAACCCAGUUUUCAACGGAGGUUUCGCAGAUAUAUACAAAGGCACUCAUAAAGGUCGAUGUGUUGCCAUCAAGCGCCUACGCUCUUGGAUAGAAGUAAAAGAUGUGGUCAGACAAAAAACGACACAGGAUUUUAAGCAAGAAUGUCUUAUAUGGCGUUUUCUUUCUCAUCCUAACAUCGUGCCUUUACUCGGCGUCAAUGAGACGCUGUUUUCUGAGGGACCCUGUAUGGUCUCUCCCUGGUCUGCCUGCGGUAACCUUAAGAAACACAUGGGGGACCUUCAAGACAACGGCACCCCUGCAUCUGCAUCCCAGAUGAACAGAUGGAUCCUCCAGAUUGCCGGAGGUCUUGCUUACCUUCACACCCAGGGUAUAGUGCAUGGGGAUCUGUGUCCCAACAAUGUGUUGGUCAAUGAGAAUGGUAUCGCCCAGGUUGCAGACUUCGGCCUCGCCGUCUAUUCUGACGGCGGUAGCGAUAACUUUGGCGUCACCCACAGUAAAACGACUUCGCGUCGACAUGCACCGGAGAUUCUAAACUCUGCGGCAUCCGGUCUCCAGGCUCUGAAUCGUCUCACUUUUGCAGUCGAUGUGUAUGCUUUUGCCUGCGUUUGCGUGGAGGUUUACACCUCUAAGGAGCCUCUCCGCAAACCGACCGACGGCCAAGUUUCUGACAUGACUUGCAAUCAGCAAAGGCCAGAACAGCCCUCAACACCUCAGGGCGUGAAGAUGGAUGACGCAGUGUGGAAGAUCGUCAAUACUUGCUGGGCGCACCUUCCUGAGGACCGUCCUACCAUGGUCGAUGUCCAUAAACGGCUAUCGCUUCUUGAGUCUAGUUGGAGAUGAUGCUGAAGCAUCACCUCAACUUCACCAAUUCCUCUCCGUGGUGGCCGUCAUCACCGUCUUUCCUGCUAUUCACGACAGCCGUGCCAUAGGCACAGGCGUAACGAUACGACUCUUUCCAGUUCUCGUCUAUUUCGUGCUUCUAUUUUUUGAAACUUACUAAUUUUUUUUCGGUGAACUUGCUACCUGGAACGUUUCUGCAUUACUAUUGAGAUCUCUUUUUUUUCUCUGGGUUAUCAUUAAACUGCGUAUGGCGCACAUGUACAAUUGGAUAUCAUCUUACAACCUAGAUCUGCACAAUCCUGCUACCAUCAUCCACUCUUUUGUCACCGUUAUACAUAGCUGCAUUGGUUGCGUGGAUGUAGCCGCUAUGUCUCGCUGCAUCGAUUAUAUGAGUGUAACAUUAAACUCAAAUAUAUUAGUAGUAACAGUUCAAUAGCUUACAAUAAAAUACCCAACGAUGUGUCACAAUUGACGCUUGGAUCAUCG
Somion occarium is the source of this 2131-nucleotide messenger RNA. Lineage: Eukaryota; Fungi; Basidiomycota; Agaricomycetes; Polyporales; Cerrenaceae. The record is from the annotation of a GenBank genome assembly.